GGUAAGCAGUCAUGACAGGAUGCAACAUUACAGUUCAACCGUACGCAUUUUAUCCUACUGUUCAGAUGGAAUUACUCCCAGGCCUUCCUUUUGGCUGGGGAACGAAACCUUGAGGGUUCCAGCUGCGCUCUUCACCUUGAACAGAACUCGCUUGUGUGAUCGGCUAAGAUCAAACAAGGAUGUGCCCAAGAAAUCUCUUGUCCUCCUGCAAGGCGGGGAGCAGACCAACAGAUACUGCACUGACACAGGAGUUAUCUUCCGCCAGGAGUCCUACUUCCAUUGGACUUUUGGAGUGACUGAGGCAGACUGUUAUGGAGCAAUUGAGGUUGACAGUGGAAACGCUCUUCUCUUCAUCCCGAGACUCCCUGAAAGCUACGCGGUGUGGAUGGGAAAGAUCCAGCCUCCUGAACACUUCAAGCAGAAGUAUGCUGUCAAUGAAGUACAUUAUACAGAUGAGCUCUCCAGUGUUUUGGCUUUAAAGAAUCCUACAGUCCUUCUCACUCUGCGAGGAGUGAACACUGACAGUGGAAGUGUAACCAGGGAAGCUUCGUUUGAAGGAAUCAGCCAGUUUACUGUAAACAACACAGUUCUUCAUCCGGAGAUUGCUGAAUGCCGCGUGAUUAAGACGGACAUGGAGUUGGAAGUCCUCCGCUAUACCAAUAAAAUUUCCAGUGAAGCUCAUAAAGAGGUAAUGAAGGCCACAAAAGUGGGCAUAAAGGAAUAUGAGCUGGAGAGCCUGUUCCAACACUAUUGCUACACUCGUGGGGGCAUGCGACACACUUCCUACACGUGCAUCUGCGGCAGUGGACAUAAUAGCUCAGUUUUGCACUAUGGCCACGCUGGAGCUCCAAAUGAGAAAACCAUUGAAGACGGUGAUUUGUGCUUAUUUGACAUGGGAGGCGAAUACUAUUGCUACGGCUCGGACAUCACCUGUACAUUUCCGGCGAAUGGAAAGUUCACUCCUGACCAGAGGGCCAUCUACAAAGCUGUGCUGAAGUCAUCCCGAGCUGUGCUGAAGGCAGUCAAGCCAGGAAUCGCCUGGCCUGACAUGCACCGUCUGGCGGACCGAGUCCAUCUGGAAGAGCUCACAAAAAUUGGCAUCCUCCGAGGCAGUGUUGAUGACAUGGUGAAGGUUCAUUUGGGUGCCUUGUUUAUGCCCCAUGGGCUUGGCCACCUCCUUGGAAUCGAUGUGCAUGAUGUGGGAGGCUACCCGGAGGGUGUGGAGCGCAUUGAGCUGCCAGGACUCCGGAGUUUGCGAACUGCCCGUGUCCUUGCUCAAGGGAUGGUGCUGACUGUUGAGCCUGGCAUCUAUUUCAUUGACCACCUGUUGGACCAGGCCCUGGCUGAUCCUGCCCAAGCUUGUUUCAUCAAUAAUGAAGUCCUUUCACGCUUCCGAGGGUUUGGUGGGGUGCGAAUUGAGGAGGACAUUGCAGUGACAGUCAAUGGGAUGGAGCUGCUGACCUGCGUCCCCCGAACUGUAGAGGAAAUUGAAUCAUUUAUGGCUGGAACUCAGGGGAGCACCAAAUCCUUUCCUUCUGUCUACAGCCAAAAGCCAUAAACAUGAAGAUACUGGUUCUCCUCUGGCUGGCUCUGCAGGUGCCCCAGUAGGAUCAAGCACUCUUUAUCACAUGCCAUAUUAAAAAAUCUUGUAAACUCAGAUGACGUAAGCGGCUCAUAGCCUUAGCCUAGUUGUUUCUUGCCCCAUUUAAAGGAGCCCUAUCCUACUGAUGCAAAGAAUCUGUUUGAAUAAUGGGUGUAGCCCGUUUGGGAGACUCUAAUUUUAAGCAAAUUUUUAAAUUAAUUGAUUAGAAGAUGAUGAUUCUGAUUUAAAAUAGAUCAUUACCUUGGAGACUGUUGGCUUUAUAAAUGUAUAAAUAAAAGCUUUGCCUUAAAAAUCA
Rhineura floridana is the source of this 1898-nucleotide messenger RNA. RefSeq names its product peptidase D (gene PEPD). The coding region runs from base 20 to 1558 and encodes 512 amino acids. The transcript has 15 exons. Gene Ontology annotation, molecular function: manganese ion binding; metalloaminopeptidase activity. Lineage: Eukaryota; Metazoa; Chordata; Lepidosauria; Squamata; Rhineuridae. The record is from RefSeq and is a predicted model, not a curated record.